Durio zibethinus is the source of this 2926-nucleotide messenger RNA. The record is from RefSeq and is a predicted model, not a curated record. Lineage: Eukaryota; Viridiplantae; Streptophyta; Magnoliopsida; Malvales; Malvaceae.
UAGUUCAUUCAUAUUCCUCUCAUCUUAACUUCCGUCUUUCUAAUCUUCAAGAUUUUGACUCUCAAAAAACUUUGUCAAACAUAUAAUACUAUACGUACUGGAAAUGGCCGAGGCAGCUGUGAACUUAGUUCUUAACAGGUUGAUUGCUUUGCUCAAGGAAGAGGCGAAAGUACUAAGAGGUGUUAAUAGAGAAGUUGAAGACAUAAAGAUUGAACUAGAGUUCAUUUCCUCUUUCCUAAGAGAUGCAGAUGCAAGGGCAGAAGAAAGCAAUAACGGUGUUAAGACAUGGGUGAGACAUAUAAGGGAAGCAGCUUACAGCAUAGAGGACGCCAUCGAUGAAUACAUGCUUUAUGUGGGUAAACACGGUGAUCAACAUGGUUUCAAGGAUUUUCUGACAAAAAUAGCUUGUAUGAUUAAGAGUGUGAAAAGACAGCGUGAGAUGGUAUCAAAGAUACAAGAACUCAAACGAUCAGUUCACGAAAUCGGAGAAAAAAGUAGAAGAUAUGGCUUCAAUAUCUCAGAGCAAGGGGGAUCAAGCCGCGGAGCGAAUGAUAAAAAAUGGCACGACCCUCGCGCUGGCCUCCAUUUUGUUGAGAAUGAUGCACUUGUGGGCAUUGAACCUCUUAAAAACGAGCUGAUAGGACGAUUGAUUCAUGGGGCGGCGAUACGCACAGUGAUUUCACUUGUGGGUAUGGGAGGGAUUGGCAAGACCACUCUUGCUAAGAAAGUUUAUGAUCACCAAACUGUUAAAGGGCAUUUUGAUUACCGGGCUUGGAUCACCGUGUCACAAUCACACAACACGGUGGAGCGGCUAAGGACCAUGAUCAGACGUUUUUAUGAGACAAAGAAAGAGCUCCCUCCCAAUGGAAUUGAUGCAAUGGACAAGGAGGAACUGAUCAGCAAAUCCAGAGAAUAUUUGCAUGACAAGAGGUAUGUUGUGGUAUUCGAUGAUGUCUGGAAUGAAGACUUUUGGCAAGAUAUAGAAUAUGCUUUGCCAGAAACUAACAGUGGCAUUAGAAUUAUAAUAACAACCAGAAGUCUGAGUGUUGCUGAAUUUUGCAAGAAAUCUUCCCUUCUUCAUGUUCACAAUUUGGCACCUCUGUCUCUAGAAAUGGCCCAAGAGCUUUUAUGCACAAGAGCCUUCCAAUUUGAUCAACAGAAGCAAUGUCCCCCUGAGCUGAAGGAUUUAUCUUUUGACAUUGUCAAGAAAUGUGAAGGAUUACCACUUGCAAUUGUGGCCAUAGGUGGGCUUCUUUCAACCAAAGGCAAGGAUGUCUUACAAUGGGAAAGGUUUCACAAUAACCUUAGUGCACAAUUGGAGAGCAAUCCCCAUCUUACAUAUGUCAAAAAAAUUCUUGCCUUUAGUUAUCUUGAUUUGCCUCAUUACCUCAAAUCUUGUUUCCUGUAUCUGGGUUUAUUUCCACAUAAUUAUUCCAUUAGGAGCAAGAGACUGAUUCGAUUGUGGAUUGCAGAGGGUCUUAUAAAAGAAAAGCAAGAAAUGACAUUGGAAGAAAUUGCACAAGAAUACUUAACUAUGCUCAUUCAUAGAAGCUUAGUUCAAGUUCAAUGGAGGGACUCCACUGGAAGAGUUAGAAAACUUCGAGUUCAUGAUUUGAUGCAUGAAGUUGUUCUUUCCAAAUUAGAAGAACUAAAUUUGAUACAUCAAUCCUCACAAGUACAUAUGACAAGUACCAAUGGUACAGCUCGACAUCUCUCUAUCUAUAAUGGAGAAUGUGAUUUGUCAAGCAGAAAUGGUAACUUUCAAACUCAUUCCGUUAUCUUUUUCAGUGUAAGAGAGUUACCUAAAUCUCUAUUUACAAUGUUGUCCCGAAGUUUUAAACUUCUGAGGGAAAUAGAUUUUGAAAGAGCUUCGUUGGAGUACGUCCCGGAGGAGUUGGGGACUUUGUUGCAUUUGAGAUAUCUAAGCUUAAGAGAAACAAAAGUAAAGAUGCUUCCAAGGUCCAUUGGCAAAUUGCAUAACCUCCAAACUUUGGAUUUAAAACGCAGUCUCGUGCAAGAGUUGCCAAUUGAGAUAAGUGGUCUUCGUAAUUUGCAAUAUCUUGUAGCUUACUCUGUGGAUUUUGAUAAUCAUUACAGUAUCCACUCUGUCCAAGGGGCGAGGAUCAAUGGCAGUACUAUUAGGAGUUUAGAAUCAUUAGAAACGCUUCUUCACGUGGAGUUCCAACCACAAAAUGGUGGGGAUUUUUUUAAUGAAUUUGGAAGGUUAACGCGAUUGAGAAAACUGGGGAUCACUAAACUAAAAUCAGAAGGUGGGAUGGCUUUGUGUGAUGCUAUACAGCAGAUGCACCACCUUGAAUCGCUACACAUUUCGUCAGUGAAAGAGGAUGAAUUUCUUCAACUACAAUCAAUGUCUUCUCCCCCACUUUUCCUUCAACGCGUUCGCCUGGAAGGACAAUUGGUCAAGCUGCCUGAUUGGAUUUCUACGUUGAAGAACCUUGUCAAAAUUAGUUUACACUGGUCUAGAAUAUCUGAUGAUUCACUAAAAAUCCUCGGAGGUUUGCCAAAUCUAUUGGAGUUUUGGCUUUAUGAUGGCUAUGAUGGAGCUGAAAUGCACUUUGGAGAAGGACAGUUCAGAAAACUGAAACACCUCGGACUUCGUACUUUGGAGGGACUAAAAAAAUUGACAACAGAUAAAGGAUCUUUGGCUUGUUUGGAGAUUCUUAUAAUAGGGGCUAGUCCACAAUUGCAGGAGGUUCCCACCAACAUUUGUAAUUUGAAAUGCCUUCAAACCUUAGAAUUUGAUGAAAUGCCAAAGGAAUUUGCCCGAAAGAUACUGCCAAAUGAAGGCCCAGAUUAUUGGAAAGUUCAGCAUAUUCCUAAUGUUCAUUUUCGUUACAGAGCUGAAGGAGGACAGCGUGGCACCUACAAGCUCGGUGAUUUUCGCUUGUAUCAAUAUUUGUGUUAG